Molecule: messenger RNA, 1655 nt
Organism: Oncorhynchus nerka (sockeye salmon)
Lineage: Eukaryota; Metazoa; Chordata; Actinopteri; Salmoniformes; Salmonidae
Product: fucolectin-like
Exons: 3
Source: RefSeq, a predicted model, not a curated record
AACGUGGCGUUGAAAGGAGUGGCCACCCAGUCGUCACUGUAUGGGGAUGGCCAGGCUAACAAUGCCAUUGAUGGCAACAGAGAAUCAGACUAUCACAAAGGCUCCUGCAGCUGCACUUUGUUUAACACCAACCCCUGGUGGAGAGUGGACCUGCUGGAUCUGUUCAGAGUGACAGCUGUCAGCAUCACCAACAGAGGAGAUGCUGUUCCUGAGAGACUUGAUGGUGCUGAGAUCCGUAUUGGUAAGUCACUGGAGAACAACAGCAUCAACAACCCCAGAUGUGUUGUCAUCUCCCACAUCCCAGCGGGAGAGGUCCACUCCUUCCAGUGUAAUGAGAUGGAGGGUCGUUACGUCGUUGUUGUCAUCCCCGGCAGGUCGGAAUAUCUCACUCUGAGGUGGAAGUAUAUGUGGAUGGACUCAGCGGCUUGGAAGCUAAAGCCUGUUGUAAACGUGGUGUUGAAAGGAGUGGCCACCCAGUCAUCACUGUAUGGGGAUGGCCAGGCUAACAAUGCCAUUGAUGGCAACAGAGGCUCAAACUAUCACAAAAUAUCCUGCAUACACACUGAACAGGAGACCAACCCCUGGUGGAGAGUGGACCUGCUGGAUCUGUACAGAGUGACAGCUGUCACCAUCACCAACAGAGGAGACUGCUGUCCUGAGAGACUUGAUGGUGCUGAGAUCCGUAUCGGUAACUCACUGGAGAACAACGGCAUCAACAACCCCAGGUGAUACAUCUGUGGAAUUGUAUGUCCCAUGUUGAAGAAAUUUGGAUACAUUGGUCUUCGUCCAUGCUUCUGUAGAUAUUCUAUGGCUAAACAGUUCAAAAGCGUUUUGUCAAACAUUGGCUUUGCUUUCAACAAUCAAACAGUUAGUGUGUGUGUGUGUGUGUAAGACUGGGUUAGAAGAAGACUUCAGCCAGCAUGUAGUUGCUAUGUGAAACUAUUUCAUUGUGUUCUGUCAACAUGUCCUCUAUUACAGGUAUCAUCAGGGUUUCUACUACGUCACAUGCGAUGUGUUCAGCAAUUACAUCACAGGAUCCAUCUUGAUGUGAAAUAAGUAGGACAAGUGUUGUUGCCAAAGUUAGAAUAAACUCACUGCCACUCAUUUUUUAAAUAUUUUUUUUAUAGCUUUUUCUACCUAGACAAUUUUUUUUUGCUAUUAUUUUAAUUUUUUCGUAUAAGUGUCCUGUAUUCAUGAUGUCCCCAUUGGCCCGAUAUUUCCCCAACAAGUUACACCCACAUCAAACUACACCCCCAUGCCAACUCAAGUUUGGCACCUGUCAUGGCCCCCAGCAUUUCUUGAGGUGCAAGCCAAAAAACAUGGCCAAAUCAGCUGUUGCAGUUCCCCUUUAACCUUUUAUCUAGUUGUUUUCUAGACGUCUCCUGGUUCUGUAUGUUUAUAGUGUUCUAUGUGUGUUUUCUUUCUUUCCCACUUCUCAGCUGUAAUGCUCUCUUUUUGAGUGUGGGUUCCUUAUACUUUAUCUUGCUUUAUCUUGGCCAGGUCACAGUUGUAAAUGAGAACUUGUUCUCAACCCAUAUACCUGGUUAAAUAAAGGUGAAAAAAAUGAAUACACUUUUUACAUGGCUAUUGUUGCAUGUAUUGUACUAUUUACAGUAGAAUUUGUAUUCCUAUAUCAUAGUGUGACAUCUACUGGC